AUGUCCUCCAGAAGCUGGAACCUCACAAUGGUGGCCCAGGGUGUCCUCUGGAUCCUGCUCGGACUGCUACUACGGCUGGAGCCAGGAACAGCGACCCUGCCCCUGCUCAUGGACUCUGUCAUCCAGGCCCUGGCUGAGCUGGAGCAGAAAGCACCAGCCACCAAGGCCAGCCACACUGCCUCUGCAUGGCUGCUGUCAGCCCAGGACUCAGGCCCCCACGACCCCCUCCAUCACUUCCUGCUGAGGGGGCGAAGUCCCAAGGCCAUGGACCUGGAUCCCCCUCCACUGAGCUCAGAGCUGCAAGGCCUGACCAAGGAGGUGGCCCGACACGGUGUGCGGGGCCGCCAGGAAUAUGGGGUGGUGCUGGCACCUGAUGGCUCCACCGUGGCUGUGGAGCCUCUUCUGGUGGGACUGGAGGCAGGGCUGCAGGGGCAGAGGGUUGUAAACUUGCCCUUGGAGAGCACAGCCAACCCUCCAGAUGCCGGACCCACCAUUCCAGAUGUUGGAGCCACGGUUCCUGAUGUAAGAGCCAUCUUCCCAGGACUCAAGGACGCCUCUCCAGAUGUCACUUCUACAGAUGUUGGAGCCAUGUCUUCAAAUGUUAGAGCCACAGAUCUAGAUGAUGGAGCCACCUCUCCAGAUAUUAGACCUGGCUCUCCAGAUGUCCAGGUCACCCCUCCAGAUGUCCAAGCCUCCUCACCAGAUGCUCAAGCCAAGUCCCCAACUACUGUGGACAGCCUCCUUGUGGUCACCCUGGCCAAAGACCUGGGCCUGACCUUCCUCCAGGUCCCCCAUACCCAGAGCCACCCAGGCCUAGGAACUGAGGGCUGCUGGGACCAGCUCUCUGCUCCCCGGACCUUCACCCUCCUGGGCCACAAGGCAUCGCCGCUCACCACUGCGUUCCUCAAUGGUGCCCUGGAUGGAGCUCUCCUUGGAGACUACCUGAGUCGGGCCCCUGAGCCCCAGCCAUCCCUCAGCUGCCUGCUGAGCCAGUACUAUGGAGCUGGCGUGGCCGGGGACCCAGGGCUUCGCAGCAACUUCCGACGGCAGAACGGAGCUGCUCUGACUUCGGCCCCCACCUUGACCCAGCAGGUGUGGGGGGCCCUCACCCUGCUACAGAGACUGGAGCCAGCACACUCUCAGCUGCAGGGCGUAAGCCAAGAGCAGCUGGCGCAGGUGGCCACCCACGCUUCCAAGGAAUUCACUGAGGCCUUCCUAGGGUGCCCGGCCAUCCACCCCCGUUGCCGUUGGGGCGCGGCGCCGUACCAGGGCCGCCCGACGCCGCUGCAGCUGCCGCUCGGGUUUCUGUAUGUGCACCACACGUACGUGCCCGCGCCACCCUGCACUGUCUUUGCGCGCUGCGCCGACAACAUGCGCUCCAUGCAGCGCUUCCACCAGGGGGCGCGCGGCUGGGAAGACAUCGGCUACAGUUUUGUGGUGGGCUCAGACGGCUACGUGUACGAGGGCCGCGGCUGGCACUGGGUGGGCGCGCACACACGCGGUCACAACUCCCGCGGCUUCGGCGUGGCCUUUGUGGGCAACUACACGGCCGAGCUGCCCACUGAGGCCGCGCUGCGCACGGUGCGCGACAUGCUCCCGCGCUGCGCGGUGCGCGCCGGCCUCCUGCGGCCAGACUACAGGCUGCUCGGCCACCGCCAGCUCGUGCCCACUGAAUGCCCUGGCGACGCGCUCUUCGACCUGCUGCGCACCUGGCCGCGCUUCGACGCAAAUGUGAAACCAAGAACUGCCAGGAGGGCCUCCAGGAGAUCCAGGAGGGAGCCACGCCCCAUGAUCCUGCCAGCCACAGACCUCCAAUAAAGAGACUGUGGAAAGAA
Diceros bicornis minor is the source of this 1835-nucleotide messenger RNA. It is a transcript of the gene PGLYRP2, whose product is annotated as peptidoglycan recognition protein 2. Gene Ontology annotation, biological process: peptidoglycan catabolic process; detection of bacterium; defense response to Gram-positive bacterium. The record is from RefSeq and is a predicted model, not a curated record. Lineage: Eukaryota; Metazoa; Chordata; Mammalia; Perissodactyla; Rhinocerotidae. Gene Ontology annotation, molecular function: peptidoglycan binding; zinc ion binding; N-acetylmuramoyl-L-alanine amidase activity. The coding region runs from base 1 to 1818 and encodes 605 amino acids. The transcript is spliced from 5 exons.